UCUUAUAUAUUAAUUAUCUUCUGAAUGUAAGGGAUGCUGAUGCGAACUGAGCUCUAUCUCCUAUGAAGAAUUAAAAGUUUUCCUUUGAAAUUUUAGACCUUUUUUUCUCACUGCAGUCUCCCUCAUUUGCUACAGAUUCCACAGUCUGCUCUUCCUCACUAAAGAUGCAGCACCCUGCUUGACAUUCUCCUCUGGAAAAGGAAAAGAACUACUAGAGGAAGUGUGGCACUUGGAUGCAGAAAUUGAGCACCCUCCAUGUGAUCCAGAGAACAGUAACUCAGACGUCUUCUGGAACGUUCUACCCAUGGUAGAACCUCUUAACUUUAUGGAGAAAACAGAGUCAUUCUGUCUAGAGGUGCCACCCCAAGACUGCGGAGCCUCUCCUCGGCCCCGGCUGACGAGCCUGCCAAAGCAGCACUGUGAGAACCAGGGGAGCCUCCUCCAUUUUGACCGGCAAGCCCCAGGCCACAUCUCCACCUCGCCCACUCUGAGGAGAUUAAGGACCCGUGUCUGUGGGACUUGGCACUCACUGUCUCAGCAGGAUGCCUUGCAGGUGCCCACCUGGGGAAGCUGGAGAGAGCCUGCGGGCUCCCCACGUUACCUUUCCAAGAGCCUGCCGGGAAGCCCAAAGGAUUCUUCGUACUUGCUGUCACCCUUGAGACUCCACUCGAGAUUGACCUCUGAACCUGAAAGGGCCCUGAAUGCAGCUGACUCACGGGAGCCCCAAACCAGGCCCACUGACAAGUGUCUCCCUCCUGAGCUUCAGCCUGUCAGUGAAGAGUCCCUUCACCAGGCCUCUCUUCUGCGGCAAGAAGGCCCCUUCCUGUCCAGCCCACAAUGCCCUAGUCCUCAGGGAGAAGAAUUGCACCCAACCAGGUUCUACGAGCACAGGCGGAGUUCUGUGGUGCUGAACUUACCUGGACUUGAGGUGUUCCCUGGGGACCUUCUGGUGUCAGAUGGAGCUGCUGAUUACCUAUGCCACCCACUUCUGCUGCUGAAUUCAGAAUCCAAAAAGCCAAGAUGGCCUUUCUCCAAAAGAGGAGUGGGCAAAGACAAACACAAGCACACAUCUGACCUGGAAAACUGCCUGUCCUCUGUGAAAAUUACCAACUUCAGGGGCUAUGACUUCUACAGUCUGAAGGAUAAGACCUGGGAUGAAGUCGUGGAAACACAUCACAAACUCCUGAACAAUCAAUUAGACUUGAGAAAGCAGCAAGAGGCCGUGUGGGAACUUUUCACAAGUGAAUGCACCUAUUUUUUGGACCAUUUAUUAGUUCUUAAGAUGAUCUUUAUGAAUACACUAAAAUAUCUGCAAACUCAUGAAUAUCUCCUAGAUGUGGAUUUAUGGAGACUUUUUGCAAACCUGGAGGAGUUAACUCAGACAAGCCUUGGUUUUGUGAACAGUCUCUUUGGCAUCAUCAAGGACUAUGUAGACGCUUCUGAGAUUUCCUCAUCACUGGAUUUUAUUUCCGUACUCACAAAGUAUUUCCGAGGGAGUCUCUGUCAGAGCCACCAGACCUACUGCCUGAACUAUUCAGCUGCUAUCUUUUAUCUUGAGAGCCUGAGGCAGAGAGACGACUUUGGAAUUUAUUUAAAAUGGUGUGAGCAGAAUGAACAAUGCAGACGGCUCCACCUGCCUGAGCUACUAGUGGCCCCACUUCAGAGGCUCACUCGAUAUCCGUUGUUGCUGAAGAAUAUCUGGAAAAGGAGCAUGGACUCUGCUGAGAAAAUCAUGAUCUACUCCAUCAAGGAAAAGGUGGAAAAGUCCAUCCGGGACCUUGAAGGAAAAGUGAAAUGGCUGGACAAUUUCCAAAAAUUUAGAUAUCUACAGGAGAUUAUAGUGUGGCCACCGCUUUGGGAUAGAGAUAAAAGGUUUUUCAUUCCAGAGUGUUUGAAAUACAUUUUUAAAGAACAUACAGCAGAAAACAUCUUGUCACCAACCAACAGACACCUUCUCUACGAAGGAAAAUUAACUCUUGCAGGUAAAAAACUUGGAGGCUCAGACCCUGGUUUAAUGUGUCCUUCUCUUACUCCUGAGUUGCAAGCAGUAAUAAAAGAGGGUGGUUCGUGUACAGUACUUGAUCAGCCUAUUCCACUAGAUAGGUUGGUAGUCAAAAGUAUUGAACCGCUCCAUGUGUCAGUCUUUGGGCUGAGAAAUGCUUUUCUUAUACAACACGAAAACAGAUAUCGACAGUGUAUAGCAGCAUUCUUAUUACAAGCCCAAACGGAAAACAUCAAAAAAACAUGGAUGGCACAAAUAACAACUGCAAUUUCUUGCUUUACCAAGAAUCAGGAAACCAAGAAAAUAUCUUUAUUCACAUUGCCCGCUGAAUCCUCUGAAAUUUAGGGACCUAAAAUAAGUGGCAUGCCUUUUUAGAAGAUUAGGGUUUAAGUUAUUAUUUCAUUCAAACUUUUGUAACACUUAGCUACUGAUAAGCUAGAAGGAAAUUUGCAUUUUAAAGAAGUUCCAGAAUUUGAAAAUUUGAGCUAGGAAAAUCCUCAGUAUAGAGGAGUAAUGACUGCAACAAAUUUGAACUCUGAGGAAUUUCUUGACAGAUACAUACCGACAUCCAGAUUACUUUCUAAUGCUUCUGUCAAGUUUGUAAGAGGUGUGAGUGAAGCAAGGUGCUAAUUUGUAAAGGGUGAAUGAUCAGAUAAAUGGAGUAUCAGAAGGAAAACAAUGUCCACUGCUUGUGUCCAAUAUGAACUCCAGCAUCUUACUUUGUGUGUAUCUAUAAAAUAAUGAAACCAAUUUUCCUUCAUGGCUUGUCAAUCAGUCUUAACUGCUUUAUAGUCCUGCCUCAAACACAAUGAUAGUUCUUUAGAUACAGAGCUUGAUUGUUCUUUUAAUAUACAAAGCGAUAAAUAAGUACAUUUUAAUAGCAGUUUUAAAAUUCCUAUUCUCAAACUCCUCUCAGGUAUACUUUAUAGUACUCUAACGUGGAAGUAGAAAACCCCAAAGACUAAAUUCCAUUACUUUAAGAUAGCCGGGGGGGAAAAAUCUGGCUUUCACCAGUUAACCCUUUUGCAUGGCUUUUCUUGGCCUGUUGUGAAGUGUACAGAUUUUCAUAGACAUAGUAAGGUAUCUGUCUCUUAACUUUAUUUUUUGAAGAAUGAUGGUGUUUGCCAUAAAAAUACUUUCUGGUUUUGAUUGGGGGGUGUGUGUGUAUGUUAGCACAGUACAGUCAAUUUUAUUUGGCAGGACUUCAAAUUUCUUCAGAAUUUUUAUCAUGAAAGGCAGUUUGAAUAAUUAUUAUAUUAUGACAGGAUAUAUACUAUUAACUACAUUCAAGGAACUAGUUCUUAGGGUCAGAUUAUUGCAUCAAAUGGAAGUCCACAAACUUCCACUUCAGGCUCAUACCUUUUGCAAUUUGCAAAGUGAAAGUAGUAAAUUUAUCAAAUUUGGUUGCAAGGCAACUGAAGCCUUAGCUGAUUUUGUUAAGCUACAGAAUGGGAUAGAGAGGGUAAUAUUUGGGCAAGUCACGUGCACAGUAAUUCCUUGAGGAAGGUGAAAUUUCACCAUGCAAACAAAGCAGCAAAGACAAGUGCAGCAGAAAGGCUUUUGUACAAGGCAAGCACUAUUAGAAUGGAGACUAAUAAUCUCUUUAUAAUAAUGUCAGACAUUUAAUAGAAGAAAAAAAUAAAAGGACAAUCGGGAGGACAGUGACUAUUGUUAAUAGCUAAGAAUAAAUGAGGUGGGGGAAAGGCAAAGGGGAGAAUAGACUUCAAGUGAAUUUCUAGAGAUGGCAUCUGGAUGGGACUAAAAGCAGUUAUGUCCAGGAGAAGACAAUAUAGAUUAUGCAAGAGAGGAUUUUAUAAAGAAAUUUCUGGCUGAAAAAAAUUUUUAAAUUAACAAUCGUCUUGCAAAUUUUUUAGAUACAAACCAACCUCGGAGGUGAGCAGUAGACUAACACGAGGUGACUUCUCAAAUUCCUGUAGUCCCAUGAAUCCAGCAACCACAGACUUACUUGCAUGUAUAAAGGUAGUUGUCUCCCUCUGAAUCUCAUUAAAGGGAGAGACAGACUGACUAAAUUAACAAAAUAUGUAAAACAGCUCAAGAAUACGCUGCACAUAAACUGGAAUUCUAUAAAGCUCACAAAAUACAUGUCUAAUAUACAAUAUAUUAGAUGCUUGAGGAUAUGCACAUUAAACUCUUCAGAGGGUUUAGAAUGAAGCACAUUCAAAUGAAGGGAUCGUGGGGGUCGGAACAAAAACCAUUCUAGAACCGUGGCACCCAGGAAGAAAAACAAUGGCACAUUGGGCCUUCCAAAAAGUAUCUUUGGGGACAGGAAGGAGAAAAAAAUAAAUAAAUAAAAUUUUUAAGUAUCUUUAUGAAAUAAGGGAUUAAUUACAUAUUUUUUAUAUUUGUUUUUAGUUUUGUUAAUUCUCUACAAUAUUAAAUGGAAUGUCUAAAACAAAAUGGCAUUAAUAAUUUCUCGAGAUCAGGAAUUUAAUUACUGUUCUAAAUUGAACAACAUCAAAACACCACUGUCUAUAUCCAAGUGCAAAGUCCUAAUAUUCUGUAAAUAAAUUAAUGCGAAAUGGUUAAUAUAGUGUUCUCUCUUUUGUUAGACAAAACAAUUUAUAGUCACAGAAUACAACUAGUUUAGAAAGAAAUGUUUUUUAAUAUAAUAUUUAAACAUAUUAAAAAAAACAAAAGCAACAAUUCAAUAAGGAUCCUUCCAUUGUUCUUUAUACAGAUUUAAAUGCUGUCGUGUACUUUAUCAGUUACAUUUAUAAUUAAUAACCUCCCAAUCACUGAGUUUAGAAAUUGCAGUAUUUACUGAGCUAACCUUUCUCACAAAAUAAGGCACAACUACAUGAUCACAAGUAGUAAACACAGUACAAAUAAUGAACCCAAAAACUAAAUGAGAAAAUGUUCAUGCAAAAGUAUCUACAGAAGUUAUGAAUAUAUGAUCCAGUUCAAGGAAUUACAGAAUGUCAUAUACACAACUGCAUUGUGUUACAAUAAAUUUAUUACUUCUACACAGAAAGAACUUAGUGACUUCUAAUUUUAUUUUAUACAAUUUUACAUCAAUUUAGUAAGUUUAUGCACAAUAUUCACAUCUGCAACAAUAACAAAUUGAUCAUUAAAAUUUGGGCUAAGGGCAAUUAAGACACGAUAAUGUGUGGCACAUGAUAAUUACAGAAUACCAUUCAUCAAGCUCAUGUCUAGGAAUACUAUAAUGGUGGCACAUUUAAAUUUUAUGGAUCAAAUCAUCCAUGGUUUUACAGCCAAAGUGCAUUUU
This is a messenger RNA of Chlorocebus sabaeus (green monkey), 5249 nucleotides long. The record is from RefSeq and is a predicted model, not a curated record. NCBI's taxonomy places the organism in Eukaryota, Metazoa, Chordata, Mammalia, Primates, Cercopithecidae.